AUGCCAGAGGUCCAACGGAACUCGGUCCACGGAUUUACUGACCAUGAAAAGGCAUUAAUCAAAAAGACAUGGAGAGUGGUGUCGAACAACAUGCCCGGAGUUGGGGCGAAAAUCUUCCUGAAAAUCUUCUCGUUAAGACCGCAAGUAAAACAGAUUUUUCCAUGUCGAGAUGUGACAGGUGAAGACCUUUUAAGGGACACCCAUUUCCGGGGUCACGCCUCGAGGUUUAUGCAAGCGGUUGGAGCUGCUGUUGACAAUAUCAACGACCUGGAUCAAGCAAUGGCGCCUCUCUUGUUCGGACUUGGAACCCAACACAUUCACUACAGCGGGUUCAAGCCGGAGUACUUUGACAUAUUCAUAGUUGCAAUUUUGGAGGUUUUCGCUGAAGAGCUUGGGUCAAAAUACACGGAAGGUGUUGCAACUGCUUGGAGAAGAGUGGUAGAGUUCAUUAUAUCAAAACUGAAGGAAGGAUAUGUGCAUGCAUUGGAGAAAGAGAGGUUGGAUUAA
Messenger RNA from Mya arenaria, 507 nucleotides. Its product is annotated as cytoglobin-2-like. The transcript has a single exon. The record is from RefSeq and is a predicted model, not a curated record. Gene Ontology annotation, molecular function: heme binding; oxygen binding. NCBI's taxonomy places the organism in Eukaryota, Metazoa, Mollusca, Bivalvia, Myida, Myidae. Bases 1 to 507 code for a protein of 168 amino acids.